CCCGGCCCAUGUCAUUAAAUUUUGUUUGAAGUAUAGACAGGCCCGUUGGGCUGCUCAAUAGUCGAAAGGCAGCCGCGAGUAGGGAUUGCAAAUGCCCCUACUUCAAGGCCAUGUGGAGAAGUGAGCGCGCGCGGACAGGACACUCCCAACCCACAUGAGCCUAUGGCAGAGGUUGCAGGCCCGUGCCUAGAUAGCUGUCCAGAGACUGCUUGUGUUAGCGUCUCUCUAGGCACGUCCCUCACAGGUGUGGCGAAAGAGUUGAAGGAGAGGAUGCCCGCCUGGGCCAAAAUGAAGAAAGAGAGUAAAACACAAGUGAUUUUGGUAGAUGUAGAAGUUUUCAGGAGUAGAGUAGGGGCCCUUAUAGACUCAGGGACCACCCGCAGUUAUAUUAGCCGUAGAGCGCUGAAGAAGUUGAGGCUAGGACUAAAAGUCAAGAAGUUAGCAGACCCCAUAGUCAGUGUCCUCGCAGACAACCGCACAAUGCGUGUUGAGGACUAUGUAGAGGGAGUCCAGGCAUACUUUCGCCUAGAGAAGGAUGAGAAGGUGGAGAAAGUUCUCCAUUCCCUGACUCUCCUCGUACAGGAUGACCUUCCUUUCGAUAUAGUAUUGGGAAUGGAUUGGGGAGAGGCAGCAGGGGCCACACUCCACUUGAGAGAGCAUGAGUGUAGGCUCCCUAGUCCGUCAGGCGAGGUUAAGACUGCCCGCCUGUUUCAUGUGUCAGGCGUAGACAACACCUUGGCACAUUGCUGUCUCAGUGCUCCUGCGUUCGCGCGACUAGUAAAGGAGCAGUUAGAAGACCAGGUCUUUGUAGUCUACGUUAGACUUGUCACUGAGGCUAAGGAAGAAGUGAGUUCCACAGAUCCAACCAUAGCCAAGCUGCUGGAAGAAUUCAAAGACUUAACUGAGUCGCCGACAGGAGUAGUGCCGCGACCCAUCCAGCACAGGAUAAAGAUAGAGCCUGGCAGUAGAACUCCUAAGGGAGCAGUCUAUAAGAUGUCCCCUAGAGAAUUAGAGGAGCUGCGCAAGCAGUUAGAUGAGCUCCUUGAGAAAGGUUGGAUCAGACCCAGUUUGUCUCCUUUUGGAGCACCAGUCCUGUUUGUCCCAAAGAAGGAAGUAGAGCUUCGUCUGUAUAUAGACUAUAGGGGUUUGAAUGCGAUUACCUUGAAGAUUGCUGAGUCGCUGCCCAGGAUAGACAAUCUCCUAGAUCGGGUGCAGGGUUGCAAGUAUUUUUCUAAGAUAGACCUGAAGUCCGGUUAUCAUCAGAUAGAGGUCCACCCUGAUGACCAGUACAAGACUGCGUUCCGGACUAGAUAUGGGCACUACGAGUUUAUAGUGAUGCCCUUUGGACUAACCAACGCGCCAGCCACCUUUCAGCUUUGUAUGAAUGACUUGUUUAGGCCAUGGUUAGACAAGUUUGUAGUAGUUUAUUUAGAUGAUAGCCUAGUUUUUAGUAAGACCCUCCAGGAGCACCAGGGUCAUUUGAGGCAGGUCUUGGAGAAGCUACGAGAGGCUAACUUCAAGAUCAACGCGAAGAAGUGCGAGUGGGCCAAGACACAAGUCCUGUACUUGGGCCACGUAUUAGACGGAGAUGGCAUAAAGCCAGAGGACAGUAAGAUAGCGGCGAUUAGAGAUUGGCCGACGCCCCGCACAUUGACAGAAUUGCGGUCGUUUCUAGGCCUAGCUAACUACUAUAGGAAGUUCGUGAGGAACUUCUCCACUAUCGCCGCUCCGUUGCGCAGGUUGCUAAAGAAAGAGGCAAUCUGGCAAUGGGACAAAGACUGUACGUCUGCGCUAAAGAAGUUAAAGCGCGCCUUGAUAGAGUACCCUGUCCUCAAAGUAGCCGAUCCGUCUUUGCCAUUUGUCGUCACCACGAACGCAAGUCAGUAUGGAAUAGGCGCCGUGUUACAGCAAGACGACGGCAAUGGCUAUAGACCCGUAGAGUUCAUGUCAGCGAGGAUGCCCUCAAAGAAGGUUGCUACCUCCACGUACGAGAGAGAACUCUACGCUCUCAGGCAGGCUUUAGAGCAUUGGAAGCACUACCUGCUUGGGAGGCACUUCAAAGUGUAUUCUGACCACGAGACCCUUAGGUGGUUAAAGACUCAAGCCAAGAUGACACCUAAGUUGACUAGGUGGGCCGCAAAGAUAGACCAAUAUGACUUUGAACUUAAGCUAGUGAAGGGCAAGUACAACAUAGUGGCGGAUGCUCUGAGUAGGAAAUCAAACUACUUUGGAGCCAUAGUACACUAUCUGGAUAUAGGGAGAGACCUGCAUGAGAAAGUGAAGCAAGCGUAUGCGCAGGACCCUAUCUAUAGCGACCUCCUAAAGAGAGUUAGAGAGGCCCUAGAGACCGAGCCAGAUUACCGCACUACAGACGGGUUGCUGUUUGAGAAGACUAACGUAUUUGACCACCUGUGCGUUCCCAACAGCGAAGAAGUCCGCAGUUUGAUCCUCGGGGAAUGCCACGAUACUGAGGGACAUUUCGGUUGGCAAAGACAUUAGCCAAUCUAAUGCAUGCGUAUACCAAGCCAGGAAUGA
Molecule: messenger RNA, 2535 nt
Organism: Chara braunii
Lineage: Eukaryota; Viridiplantae; Streptophyta; Charophyceae; Charales; Characeae
Source: the annotation of a GenBank genome assembly